AUGGCUCCAUCCACCGGUCGAAGGCAUCCAGCCCAAAUUCUCAGCCCUUCAGGGUCUAGAAUGGAAUGCUGGAGGCGAUUGACUGACCUCAGAUACUGCUUUAGAAAAGAAAAUGCUCAUAGAUUCUGUACAAAACUCAUCUUUUUAUUGGCUUUCCUAUUCAACAAUGUCCUCAUGAUGUGCCUUUUCAUCUGGGAGAAUUUGGUUUACUCGGAACGCACAAAAAGUGGUAAAGAAACAGACGGAUGCCUGGGAGACUUCGAAUAUCCCUAUACGUUGACAUUCCGUAGGUCCUGUCCGAAUCAGUCGUUUUAUUGUGCCAACGUUUACGUCACUUAUCCCUUACUUUCAGACUCCUCCGUGGCGUAUUUCUCGUUGCUGUCUCUAUUAGUCAUCGCCCUGAUGUUAUUUAUGCAGCUAAAACACUUCAGGAUACAGUCUCAGAUCUAUUUUAUUGUUUCCUUGUAAGUUCAUUCAUCCAUUUGAAAACUUUAGUCAAGCUAUUCACGUACACCUACUUAUAUCCGACGUCUAUUUUCAGACUAGCUGCGUCCACAUUCUUAUUCUCCGCUGGGUUAGUCCUGGUCUCCGCAUUUGGUAUCCUAUUUGAAAAUGACAGUUGCAAAUCCUCGGAAACAUUAGCCAUAAUAAAACUACGGUUCGUAUUCAAGAGUACUGCCGCCUUCAUCACCUCCUUGCUCUUCAUGGCGGCUGGGAUCUCUCUCAACUCCAAGAGUCGUUCAACCGUAUCCCCAGAAGUGCCUAUCUCUCCCAUUUAUCAGAUCCAUCCACCCCAAUUCGAUGCUCUCUAUCCUCCGCCACCUCCAACUUAUCAACAAUCACAAAGAGAGCAUCGCCGGAAUCAAAGUAAUACUCAGUAA
Molecule: messenger RNA, 881 nt
Organism: Bursaphelenchus xylophilus (pine wood nematode)
Lineage: Eukaryota; Metazoa; Nematoda; Chromadorea; Rhabditida; Aphelenchoididae
Source: the annotation of a GenBank genome assembly